Messenger RNA from Dicentrarchus labrax (European seabass), 547 nucleotides. RefSeq lists its product as uncharacterized. NCBI's taxonomy places the organism in Eukaryota, Metazoa, Chordata, Actinopteri, Moronidae. Bases 1 to 213 code for a protein of 70 amino acids. The transcript has a single exon. The record is from RefSeq and is a predicted model, not a curated record.
AUGUUCUCCCUGUCCGUGAUGGUGGGGCUCAUCCCGAUAGUGUCUCUCUUUGGUUUGUUCUACUCUGCUGCGGUGGAUGAGAACUUCCCUCAAGGCUGCACCAGCAGCAGCAGUCUGUGUUUCUACAGCCUGCUGCUGCCGGUCACCAUCCCCGUCUACGUCUUCUUCCACCUCUGGAGCUGGAUGGGGAUCAAGCUCUUUAGACACAACUAGACUGUUCUGACCCCGUUAAAGAUAAAAUCCACCUGAAAACACUUCAGUUAAAUCAUCUGUAGGUGUUUGCAUUUCUUCCAUUUUGUUGUGGGUUAAUAAAAUGUACAAAUAGAUUGUUUGACAUCAGCACAUUACCAGCUCAGCUACAAUGUAGUUUAAUAGCAGAAAGUGUUGCUUUCUUCACAAACACUUGAAAAGAAGAAAAGAAGUCAGUUCUGGGAGUAACCAUAGGUGGAGUUUUGCUUUAAUGCUCAUACUGGUUUUUUUUAAGGUGUAGGGCUACUGUGUGUAAUAACUGGCAACAAAUAUAAAUAAAGGUUUAUUUUCUUUUGAA